Messenger RNA from Auanema sp. JU1783, 840 nucleotides. The record is from the annotation of a GenBank genome assembly. NCBI's taxonomy places the organism in Eukaryota, Metazoa, Nematoda, Chromadorea, Rhabditida, Rhabditidae.
AUGGGAAGAAGCAGUUUGGCUUCGGUAACGGACGCUCGUAAGAGUAGAAACUCUUUAGGGAUAUGUUGCCCCAACAAGUCGAAUAAAAGGGCCAGUAUUGAUGUUUGUUUAUCUCCUAGAGCUUUAGCAAAAAAGUUAGAAGAAAUUAAUGACAGGGAUUUGGAGAAAUCAGACGCCGUUAUUGUAGAACUUUCUGGAUUUGAUAAUUCUCAUCCUGUAACAACAGAGGAGUAUCAAAUGCAUCGCGAAGCUGUUAGAAAGUUAGCGUCUGAUCCAGAGAACUUUGAUGUAUCUGGUAAAACCGAAUUGAACAUUGAAGAUGCAGCUCUUGCUGGUGCCAAGCUUCUUGUGAAUGAAAAUAGAACAACUCGCCGAUUGUCGAAACUCUUGAAAGAAAGAUGUGGCAUUGAAGACGAAGAAGUUCUAUACAAACCUUUACCUUUGAAGGGGAGAGAAAAGAACAAUUGUGAAGAAAUGCAAAUGUUGAGAAACGCUUCCGUCGUUGAAAGUUUCGUUGAUUUCAAAAAACAAUUGGAGUUCAAAUCCAAUGUUCUUCAAUAUGUCGAAAAUGGCAUUGAUAAAAGGUCGAAGUCAGAAGGCAGAGUAGCGACUAGGAAACAGUUGGCUCAGGAAAAGCGCAUGAAUCAACGUAAACGAAAAAAUCCAGGAUUGGAUCAAAAAACACCUAAAUGUAAAAAGACCAGUAACCCCCUUGAUUGCCAUAUGAUUAUCGAUAAAUAUGUAUUAGAAGUAGCGUCUGAUAUCCGUGAGUUUUCUAAAAAACGUCGUAGGAUCGCACCUAUACCUUUCGAUCUUGAUAUUCUUGACGACGAUCUUUAA